Messenger RNA from Tachysurus vachellii, 4230 nucleotides. It is a transcript of the gene rfx1b, whose product is annotated as regulatory factor X, 1b (influences HLA class II expression). The coding region runs from base 297 to 2840 and encodes 847 amino acids. The transcript has 18 exons. The record is from RefSeq and is a predicted model, not a curated record. Lineage: Eukaryota; Metazoa; Chordata; Actinopteri; Siluriformes; Bagridae. Gene Ontology annotation, biological process: regulation of transcription by RNA polymerase II. Gene Ontology annotation, molecular function: RNA polymerase II cis-regulatory region sequence-specific DNA binding; DNA-binding transcription factor activity, RNA polymerase II-specific. Gene Ontology annotation, cellular component: nucleus.
GGAGCUCGGCGGAGGUAACCGGAUCCUCGCAGCUUUCUGAAGGCUGACGGUCGUUAUGACGAUGUCAGAUCACCGAUAGAGCCACAAAAUGGCGGGUGGUAACACGAGUGUUGUACUUUUACUUGUUGGCUGUUUUUGGACGGCUAAAAAAAACCCUUAAACCUCUGUGUCCAAACUAUUUAAGUGCUUAAAGGGGAAGUGUCUCAGGCUUGUGGGGUGUCAUGUCAACACACAUCAUUUCCGGACUUUGUUAUUACUUUCGUGUGACUGAGGGUCGGGAUAAAGCGCUGCUCUGAAUGGCGACUCCCGGCUACACGGAGGAGCUCCAGCCCUCCCAGACUCAAGGGGGCAGCAUAACCACGGUGAAAAGCGGCCAGCAGAAAGCCGGUGCCGGCGUCACUCCCACCUACCUUCCUGACUUGCAGAGCUCGUCUAGCUCCUCCCCGUCACAGACUGGCCUUUCCUCCAGAAUAGCACAGACCACACCCCCGGGGAUACUAAAGAAGACUGUUCUGGCCACGCCCCCUCAGGUUACCUUGGCGACUGCACAGUACACCGUGUCCGAGAUUCAGAGCUCUGCCUCCGGGUCCAGCAACGGCCAAAACACACCACAGUACAUAGUGGUGACCGUUUCAGAAGGAUCCAACCAUUCCAACGACUCAGUGUCGGAGUCCAGUCCACCUCCGACCGUCCAGACGGGUGUGCCAACACAUGUGGUUCAGACCGCACAGCAGAGGUCAGUAGUACAGACCACAGCCAAGAGCAGCGUCCAGCACGGAGUCGGCAACCUGCACAUCGCUCCUGAGAUCUCACAAGUAGGGCAUGUAUACCCCAGCCAGGUUCAGUAUGUGGAUGGAGAUGGCAACUACAACACCACACCCAUUCGUUCCAGUACUUACCCGUUCACAGAGUCGUCCCUGUAUGGCCAGGCCACACCCUCCGGCCCGUACUACGACGAUCCGCCCACGACCGGGUCACAGGUCUCCACCCCUGUGACUUCGCAGCCGGUUUCCGUGACUACAGGAUUCUCAGGGGGUGGUACAGGGGUUACUGUGGUAUCAGGAGCGUCUUCUUCAGGUGGAGGUGGAGGUGGAGCCGGUGCUGGAGUUGUGGCUGGGGUCGGGGCCGGGAGUGUGUCCAGCGGGGGAGGGGUGGGGGCUUACGUGAUUCCUGCCAGCUACGUGAUGGGAAGCGGAGGCCAGAACUACAGCCACAACAUACGUGCAUCACCUGCUACUGUGCAAUGGCUAUUGGAUAACUAUGAGAAGGCAGAGGGUGUGAGUCUGCCCCGCUGCACGCUAUACUAUCACUACCUGCUGCACUGUCAGGAGGCCAAGCUGGAGCCCGUCAACGCCGCCUCAUUCGGCAAACUCAUCCGCUCCUUGUUCAUUGGCCUGCGCACCCGCCGCCUCGGCACGAGAGGGAACUCGAAGUACCACUACUACGGCCUUCGGAUCAAGAGCAGCUCCCCCCUGCACCGGCUAAUGGAGGACCAGCAACACCUGGCCAUGAGACAACAGCCCUUCUCACACAAGCACAGGAUAAGACCGGUGCAGAAGGUCGAGGGAAUGACCAACGGGAUGGCCAUGGGGGUGGGGCAAGGAGGAGGCCAGGGGGUGGGGCUGUUUGACAUCAGCUCCCAAAUCCAGCAAUAUCAGCAGUUUUUGGAUGCAUCUCGCUCUCUUCCUGAGUUUCCAGACAUCGAUCUCCAGGGAAAGGCUCUGCCAGAAGGGAUUCUUCCCGAGCAAAUCCGAGCCUUCCAGCAGCUCUAUCGUGAACACUGUGAGGCCAUAGUGGAUGUGAUGGUGAAUCUGCAGUUUCCUCUGGUUGAGACUCUGUGGAAAAGCUUCUGGAGAUUCAGUGAGGGACAAACCAGUGACGCACUCGACCUUCACAGUGAAUCAGAGAAGCGACUCCCGAAAGCGUGUCUGGUUCUGCUGUGCCAGUACGAACCGGUUCUCCAGUGGAGCCGCAACUGUGACAACACACUCUACCAGACCCUAGUGGAGAUCCUCAUCCCUGAUGUUCUCACACCUAUACCUAGUGCCUUAACCCAAGCCAUCCGCAACUGUGCCAAGAGUUUAGAAAACUGGCUCACCAGUGCCAUGAUGAACAUUCCAGAGGAGAUGGUCCGCAUUAAGGUGGUGUGUGCAGGAGCGUUUGCGCAGACGUUGCGCAGAUACACUUCUUUGAAUCACCUGGCACAGGCAGCCAGAGCCGUCCUGCAGAAUUCGGCCCAGAUCACACAGAUGCUCAACGAUCUCAACCGAGUGGACUUCAACAACGUGCAGGAGCAGGCUUCAUGGGUGUGUGCGUGUGAAGAGCACACAGUGCAGCGGAUCGAGCAGGACUUUAAGGUAACGCUGCAGCAGCAGAAAUCUCUGGAGCAGUGGGCCGCCUGGCUGGACAGCGUCGUCACACACGUCCUCAAACCUUACACGUCCAGCCCGUCCUUCACCAAAGCUGCCAAACUCUUCCUGCUCAAGUGGAGCUUCUACAGCUCGAUGGUGAUCAGGGAUCUGACUCUGCGCAGUGCAGCCAGUUUUGGCUCGUUCCAUCUCAUCCGGCUGCUGUAUGAUGAGUACAUGUAUUACCUGGUGGAGCACAGAGUCGCUCAGGCCAGAGGAGAAACACCCAUUGCUGUUAUGGGAGAGUUCACCAGCCUAGGCCGUAACGACAGCACGGCAGAUGCAGACAAAGAAGAGGAGGAAGAGGACGAGGACGAGAGCGAUGAAGAUCAGAUGCCUAUUCCGGUCGACUCUACAGCUAUGGGGGAGGAGUCUCUGGAACCGCCCACCAAAUUAGCUAGGACAGACCUGUUCAACAGCACGCACAACUAGCGCUUGCACACACACACACACACACACACAGAUAUAUACAGAUUUAGCUCUGUGUUCUCUCUCUCUCUCUCUCUCUCACUCUCUCUUUCUCUCUCUCUCUCUCUCUCUCUUUCUCUCUCUCUCUCUCUCUCAGUGCCAUGCAGUUGUUUGCCUUAUUCAUUAUUGCCUUUUGAGACUUUAUCUGCCAUAGUCUAUAAAUGUAUAAUGCCUUAAAUUAAUUUGAGUGAUAUGCCUUAUAUACGUCUACGUUACUGCCUGUUAGCGUCUACAUGCACACGCGUACACACUGCCAGUUUAAACACUUUAGGAACAUCGUGCACUUGGCAAUUCAAUACAGAAAUAAACACUCUGGAAUAUUUAUAUCACCGUAAUCCAGCCACCGAUCACAGCUCCUCCUGAUACGUCACCGUUACUAUAGUAACCGCUCGUACACCGGGACGUCAUGUAACUUCAGCGCGAAAGUAAAAAAAAAACGUGUGAUUUGGUAUAAAAAUACGCGCAAUUGUUAGUAACAGCGUGAUCGAGGUUUCCGUAAGGAGACGUUUACGUAACGUUUUUAUAGGUUAUAACCGUAACUAUAAUUAUGUUGACGUGUAGCAGAUCAUGGCGAGUUAUUUCGAUAUUUCUCCAGCCUGAAGAUCAAGUUGUUUCAGUUUGUAUUUACUACAAUAUAAGAGAUUGUAAAACUUUGGACUGGCAGUGUGUAUAUACGGACAGAGAGAAUGUCCUGCGUAGGGUGGAAAAAAGUGAGUAAAUGUUUUCUGGUUUUUUUUUUUUUUUUAAUUAUAUAUAUAUAUAAUGCUCUUUCUGAUGUUAGACUUUAAUAAGUCAUCAAAUGCACUUUUCCCUCCAUAAAAAAAACAAAAAACAUUUAUUACAGAUAAUAGAUUAUUACAGAUUUCCCAUAAAGCCUCGUCAUGGUUGGUGUUGAUCUGCUCUCUGGUUCUAACCUGCUCCUGUUAGCUAUAAUGUGUUAGUAGCGACGCUAGCAUGUGCUUUAUCAUGGUGUUCUUGGUGACGAUCGAGACGUUCGACAAUUUGGCGACAGUUAUCGCCGUCCGCGUGGAUGCUAACAUGCUAGUAACGCUUCUGUAAUUUUUUUUUUAACGCGAUCAUGUUACCGCAAAUCCGACCGACUGAUUACCCAUGAUGCAUUGCUUAUUUGUUUACGCUUGAUGCCUUUAUGAGUUGCAGUGUACGUUUUUCAUGAAGCUGCCCAUGUGAUUUUUUUUUUUUUAUUUUAUUUUAUUUUUUUUGCAUGCUUAUUUGCCAGAAGAGAGAUUUAAGCUUGAUGCCUCAGUGUAUUAAUUGUACUGCUUGUGCCUUUGGAGAAUAACCUCUGACUGCAGAGAUCUUUAAAUGUAUGAAUAAAUUAAGAUGUUAUAUUGCU